Messenger RNA from Perkinsus marinus ATCC 50983, 266 nucleotides. RefSeq names its product hydroxymethylbutenyl 4-diphosphate reductase, putative. NCBI's taxonomy places the organism in Eukaryota, Perkinsozoa, Perkinsida, Perkinsidae. Gene Ontology annotation, biological process: isopentenyl diphosphate biosynthetic process, methylerythritol phosphate pathway; dimethylallyl diphosphate biosynthetic process. The record is from RefSeq and is a predicted model, not a curated record. Gene Ontology annotation, molecular function: 4-hydroxy-3-methylbut-2-enyl diphosphate reductase activity; metal ion binding. The annotation marks the transcript as partial. The transcript is spliced from 3 exons.
UACAUCCUCGAGAUGCUGGCAAUCAAAAGGACUUCUCGGUCGUCAGUGCUGGGGACGUGGUCAUCCUACCAGCAUUUGGAGCUGCUGUAAAGGAAAUGAUGGAGUUGAAGCGGAAGGGCGUCACCAUAGUGGACACCACUUGUCCAUGGGUCUCCAAAGUGUGGUCAUCUGUAGAGCGACACAAGAAGGGUGAAUAUACUUCUAUUAUACACGGCAAGUCGAAACACGAGGAGACCAUUGCGACAAGCUCCUUCGCUGAUAAGUAA